Messenger RNA from Arachis duranensis, 1993 nucleotides. Its product is annotated as signal peptide peptidase-like 4. NCBI's taxonomy places the organism in Eukaryota, Viridiplantae, Streptophyta, Magnoliopsida, Fabales, Fabaceae. The record is from RefSeq and is a predicted model, not a curated record. Gene Ontology annotation, cellular component: lysosomal membrane; Golgi-associated vesicle membrane; cytoplasmic side of endoplasmic reticulum membrane. The coding region runs from base 194 to 1801 and encodes 535 amino acids. Gene Ontology annotation, molecular function: aspartic endopeptidase activity, intramembrane cleaving. Gene Ontology annotation, biological process: membrane protein proteolysis. The transcript is spliced from 14 exons.
UGUUACCAUUCUCUCUCUCUCUCCACCACCCCAACCCCAAUUCUUCAUCUUUUGUACGCUGUACCUUCUCUUCCUCCAUUUUCUCUCCAAAAAUUAAACCUUUACCUUCUCCACAACAAUCCCUUUUCUUCUCACUUCCUCAUAUUUUGCACUUCUUAUCUUCUUCUCUAAGCACCUUUGCUUCUCAACAACAAUGGUUUCAUUUUCAGUUGAAGGAACUGUGUGGUGCUGUGUGUUAAUGGUUAUUAUAACUGUGAGUUUUGCUGGGGACAUAGUACACCCUGAUAAUAUUGCUCCCAAGAGACCUGGUUGUGAUAACAACUUUGUUCUGGUUAAAGUCCCAACUUGGAUUAAUGGUGUGGAGAACUGUGAGUAUGUUGGUGUUGGUGCAAGAUUUGGCCCUACAUUGGAAUCUAAAGAAAAACAUGCCACCCAUACUAGAGUCGCCAUUGCGGACCCUCCUGAUUGUUGUAGCAAGCUGAAGAAUAAGCUCACUGGCGAGAUCAUUUUGGUGCACCGAGGACAAUGUAGUUUCACAACCAAGGCAAAUAUAGCUGAAGAAGCUGGUGCUUCAGCGAUCCUCAUUAUAAAUAAUCGGACAGAACUUUUCAAGAUGGUUUGUGAAGAGAAUGAAACUGAUAUUGAUAUUGGAAUUCCUGCUGUGAUGCUUCCACAAGAUGCUGGUGAAAACAUUAAAAGUCAUAUACAAAACAAAUCGAUAGUGUCUGUGCAGUUAUACUCUCCGCUGCGCCCAUUAGUUGAUGUAGCGGAAGUGUUUUUAUGGCUUAUGGCUGUUGGUACCAUUCUCUGUGCUUCUUAUUGGUCUGCCUGGACAACCAGAGAGGCUGCUGUUGAGCGGGAGAAGCUAUUAAAGGAUGCUUCGGAUGAAUAUUUGAAUACUGAGAAUGCUGGUUCUACUGGUUAUGUAGAAAUCAGUACCAUGGCAGCAAUUUCUUUUGUUGUGAUCGCUUCUUGUUUCUUGCUUAUGCUUUACAAAUUAAUGGCAUCCUGGUUUAUUGAAGUUCUGGUGGUUCUAUUUUGCAUUGGUGGUGUUGAGGGACUGCAAACUUGCUUGGUGGCUCUGUUAUCAUGUUUCAGAUGGUUUCAACAUGCUGGGCAAACAUUUGUAAAAAUACCCUUCUUUGGAGCUGUCUCAUAUUUGACGCUUGCUAUGACUCCCUUCUGCAUAGUAUUUGCCGUGCUUUGGGGAGUUUUUCGACACGUAUCUUUUGCAUGGAUUGGACAAGAUAUUCUUGGAAUUGCAUUGAUAAUUACGGUUCUUCAGAUUGUCCGCAUACCAAAUCUCAAGGUUGGAACUGUUCUUCUUAGUUGCGCCUUUCUAUAUGACAUCUUCUGGGUGUUUGUCUCUAAGUGGUGGUUCCAUGAGAGCGUAAUGAUAGUGGUAGCUCGAGGCGAUAGGAGUGGAGAAGAUGGUAUCCCCAUGCUGCUUAAAAUACCGCGUCUGUUUGAUCCUUGGGGUGGUUACAGCAUAAUUGGUUUUGGGGACAUAAUCUUACCAGGGCUUCUAGUGGCAUUUUCACUAAGGUAUGAUUGGCUGGCAAAGAGGAACCUUCGGUCUGGAUACUUCGUGUGGGCAAUGAGUGCUUACGGUUUAGGUCUCCUUAUCACAUAUGUUGCUUUGAACUUGAUGGAUGGGCAUGGUCAACCAGCAUUGCUUUAUAUCGUCCCGUUUACUCUUGGCACAUUUUUGUCAUUGGGAAAGAAGAGAGGUGAACUCAAGCUUUUAUGGACAAGAGGGGAACCAGAAAUGCCUUGCCCUCAUAACCAAGAGUCUCAAUAAUGAACGAAGUGAUAAUAGGGAUAGUAGUAUAGUGUAUCAUAGGUGUUAGUUUAAUAGGAGACUGAUAGAAACUCUAGGAGACCAUGUAAACAUUUGGAACUGUCAUAACAAAAUUUCAACCAAAUCAUGUUAUUAGCAUGUACUUAUAGUUAUAUCAACAGCUAAGACUUUAAGAUACUAUUACUUUUGUUA